AUGACUUUCAUCGAUACCGUCGUGCCUGCAGCGCAGUGGGCAUCGCAGGUGCUUUCCAUCGUCUCGCUGAUUCCUGUGCUGGUGGCGGUGGGCGCGCGACCGCGGAAUGCGGUCUACGUGUCGGCCGAGUCCCUCACACUGCUCGCCUUGUCGUCGCUUGUCUGGUCCUUCAGCCUCGGCCCAGCCCAGCUUUACCUUGCUCUGGUAGUGGCUACACUUGUGCUCGUGUAUCGACACCAGCGUUCCAUCUUUAUUCCUCUGCCAUUGCCGUCGAAGGGCGCAACCGAGGAGGACGAGGUGGAAAAGGCGCUGACAGAGACACCGUUGCGUCGCUUCCCGUACGACGCCAAAUUGGUGGUGUCCAACACAGUCGCAGCGGUGGUACUGUCGUUUUUUAGCUCCAACGAGUCGCUAGCUACACAUGCCAUCCAUGUUGUCGCGGGUGAACCUGUCGGCUCAACCCUCGCACAAGCAGUCGAGUUCCAGCUCACCUGGUUGGCCGCCAUGCUCGCAUUGCACGCAACAAUGAUGCAGGCAUUCCGCGUCCUCAUGCUCUACGGAUUCCACCCCUCCAAAACUCCCCACCAAGACCCCCUGCACUUCACCCACACCCACAACGAGAAGCAGAGCAAGCCCAAGCUGCCCGCAUUCGUCACAGCCUGGAUCGCACUCUCCAUCGCUCGAGCAGCUGCUUCCGCUAUUGUGCUCACAAGCAGCUUGAUCGACGACCAACAGCACAUCUCGAGCCACGUCGGCGUGUUUGCGUUGACCGCCAUGCAGCCUUUCAUGUGGGCAGGCGUCGUUGUAGCCAUCAAGAUCCGAAACGCCCGAACCCGAAACCAAACCCUCAGCCCGUCCUUAAGUCCAUAA
Moesziomyces antarcticus is the source of this 870-nucleotide messenger RNA. RefSeq lists its product as uncharacterized. The record is from RefSeq and is a predicted model, not a curated record. NCBI's taxonomy places the organism in Eukaryota, Fungi, Basidiomycota, Ustilaginomycetes, Ustilaginales, Ustilaginaceae. The transcript has a single exon. The coding region runs from base 1 to 870 and encodes 289 amino acids.